AUGCCUCCUCCUCACCCUCUUGUAUCAGCAACAAUAACAGCAACAGCAACAACAACAACAACAAAUUCUGUUGAUGUUUCGGCAGAAGUAAAACCAAUUGAUACAACAAAGAGAUAUCAACAAGAUAAUCGGGUGGAUAUUAAUACAAAGGAUGCUUUUGCGAAUGGAUUUUCAAAAUACUUUUUAAACGAUUUAUUUUCUGAUAUUUCGAUCAAUCACAUUCCAACAAAUAGGAGUUAUAGAUGCCAUCGUAUUAUUUUAGCUCAUCAAUCCCAAUUCUUUGAAAGUUUAUUCACUUGUGCUUUUAGAGAUUCGAGUGGAUCUGUUGAAGUUCAUUUUGAGGAUACGGAAAGUGUUUUUGAAAAGGUUUUGGAAUAUUUGUAUACAGGAAAAGUUAAUAUUCCAGUGACUUCAAUUGUUGCACUUCAUGUUGCUGCUGAUCAGUUGAUUUGUCCCGAUCUUUCAAAUAGUGUGAUGAAUUUGUUGGAUCAAUUUAUUUCCAACGAGAAUGUAUUUUCAUUCUUGGAUGAUUCUUUGAAAUUGUAUGAUGAUGGAAUUUUAGAGAAGGCAUGUGGAUAUAUUGCUCUCAAUUUUGUACAAUUAAUUGAUGAGUUUAAUUUAAUUUUUCUUGAUCUUCCUCCUCAAGUAUUUUUCGGAAUAAUUGCUCAUGAAAACAUUGGAAAGGGGCCAGGAGCCAAGACCAAGAAGUGUGCUCUUAUUACUGAAUGUGUAAAUGAAUUUUGUAAGAAGAAUAAUGUUUUGGAAAAUGUUGAAAUGCUCAAGAUGUGUAUUGAUGCAAUGGCAGCAACAGAAUCCAUUACACCAGACUCAGCUGCAUUCUAUCUGAUGGAAUGUGAAAAACAUGGACUUGUUGAACAUCAAUCUGCCUGUACAAGAAUUCUUGCCGCUAAUUUCAAUGAUAUUAAGGAUACCACCAUUAUUAACCAAUUCAAUCCAGAUACUUUCUCAGAGUUGGUUGAUCUUGAUGAGUUGAAUGUCAAGAAUGAAGAUCAAGUAUUUGAAAUUGUCUUAUCUUUCCUUGUCAAUAAGAAGGGUUUGGAUUUGGAAAAGAAACAAGUUAUCGGUCAAAAGAUUAGAAUACCCUUCCUCUCGUAUGAUAAAUUACAAAUUAUCAUGGAAAAGAAGGAACCAAUCUUGAUAGAAUCUAUACCACAUGAUGUUCUCAGUGAAUCUCUACUUGAAAGAAUAAGAAAGUUGGAAAAGAAGGGUCUUUACAAGAUUUGUGGUGAUGAAUCUCCAAAAUAUUUGAGACCAAGAACUGCAAGAUUAUUUACACACACUUCUGAUUUUGAUGAAGGAGGUGUUCUCUAUUGGCUUGGAACUUUAUAUCAUACUGAAACUUAUUCUUCUCCAAUAGGUAGAGGACUCUUAAAGGUUACAACCAGUAUUGGUUUUGAAGCUGGUAGUGAUGAAGACGUCAUCAGUAGAGUUCCUGUUUCUUGUAAUUUAAUCAAUAGUCCUAAUACCACCAUAACAUUUGAGUUUGUGUCUAAUAUGAUUUUACCAUCAGCAUAUACCAUUCGUCACACCAAUGCCAGAGAUACUGAAUGUUUGCGUACUUGGAGAUUCCAAGGAUCUAUUGAUGGUUUGACAUUUACUGAUCUUAAAGUUCAUAACAAUGAUUCAACACUCACCACAAAAUCCCAAAGUGCCACUUUCCCAAUAACUGACUGUAAUGAAUAUUACAAGUACUUUAGAAUACUUCAAGAUGGUCCAAAUAGUAGUAGCAACAAUUAUUUGAGUUUUGGUGGUUUUGAAAUUUAUGGAGCUGUAAAAUUAAUUUAA
Messenger RNA from Naegleria gruberi, 1806 nucleotides. RefSeq lists its product as uncharacterized. The record is from RefSeq and is a predicted model, not a curated record. Gene Ontology annotation, molecular function: protein binding. The transcript has 2 exons. Bases 1 to 1806 code for a protein of 601 amino acids. Lineage: Eukaryota; Heterolobosea; Eutetramitea; Acrasida; Naegleriidae.